AUGGAUGGCCGGCCCAUCACCAAGAUUCACAGAUCAGACCUCCUGAAUUUCACCUUUCCUCCGUCGAGCCGUCGGGAGCGUAAAGGGAUAACACUACCCAGUUCGAGGGAAGAAAACAAGAUUGUAAGAUGCGACGAAUGUAAGACGAUCACCGGCUCUUCGCCGACUGGGCGGCCGAGCAUUAGGCUCUACAAGUCACGAGUACAAGUCAGACCGGACAGUCGGCAAGGGCAAGAUUGGCAGAAGUAUCCAGCCGAGGUGUUCCUUGGUGCACAGCUACUGUCCCUCAUUGAGAGCUCGGUGAGUCGCAAGAUCGUGGUGCAUCAAAGCACCGGUGAGGACCCGACAUCCAGUCAGCAGCAGGGGAUUUUGGUAUGGGUGUUCAACCCGGACAUCUACUACUCGAGUAGCAGACGAGGCCCUACUGCCCAUCGAGCAAUGAAGAUCUUCUACAAGGAUCUGCCAGAUCCGGAAAAAUUCCUCGACGACCAUUCCAAUACCCAUGAAGAGCUUGUGGUCCCGGAGGACGACUACAAGGAAUUCAAAAAUGCGUUGGCCGAGAGCACGGACAUACUUCCCGAGGCUGCGCAGACGUUUCAGGACUGGACGAUCGGCUUGCUGGAUAGAUGGGAGAAGCAUGCGUCUGGAUCGGCACGAAUGGACGAGAACCCGCUCAACAAGAAAGUCGAGGACGGGUUCGAAUUGUUCAAAUUACCCGCGGGCAUGGCGGAACUAUAUCUCUGA
Molecule: messenger RNA, 744 nt
Organism: Exophiala spinifera
Lineage: Eukaryota; Fungi; Ascomycota; Eurotiomycetes; Chaetothyriales; Herpotrichiellaceae
Exons: 2
Coding region: 1-744 (247 amino acids)
Biological process (GO): protein autoubiquitination; protein polyubiquitination; protein monoubiquitination
Cellular component (GO): ubiquitin ligase complex; cytosol; nucleus
Molecular function (GO): cyclin binding; ubiquitin protein ligase activity; ubiquitin conjugating enzyme binding
Source: RefSeq, a predicted model, not a curated record